Molecule: messenger RNA, 1092 nt
Organism: Linum tenue
Lineage: Eukaryota; Viridiplantae; Streptophyta; Magnoliopsida; Malpighiales; Linaceae
Source: the annotation of a GenBank genome assembly
AUGAACGAUAAUUCCAACGGCGGAGCUCCAAACAGAGCCGAGGCGGAACGCCUGCUUGGAGUCGCCGAGAAGCUCCUUCUGUCGCGGGAUUUCAUCGGAAGCAAGGAUUUCGCCGUCCUAGCUCAAGAGACCGAUCCCCUCCUCGACGGCUCCGAUCAGAUCUUGGCCAUCGCCGACGUCAUCCUCUCUUCCGACAAGAAGAUCAACGAAGACCACCACGACUGGUACUCGAUUCUCCAGCUCGAUCCCGCCGGUACCGACGACGCCGACCUCAUCAAGAAGCAGUACCGCCGCCUCGCCCUCCUCCUCCACCCGGACAAGAACAAAUUCCCCUUCGCCGAUCACGCCUUCAAGCUCGUCGCCGACGCGUGGGCCGUCCUCUCCGAUUCCUCCAAGAAAUCCCCCUUCGACCGCGACUUCAACUUGUACACCAAGGUCGAUUUGUCCAACGCCGGCAACAAAUUGCCCGUCCGCAGAAGCCAGCGUCAUGCAGGUGACAAUGAUGAUAACAAUAGCCCUCGAACUACCGUCAAUUUCAAUAGUGAUAGUAGCUCCGGCGAUGUGAAUCAUACUAGUAACAAUCGGAGGUCGGCGAGGAUUGCCUCGUUUUGGACGCUUUGCCCCUACUGUUACAUAAUGUACGAGUACCCUAGGGUUUAUGAGGAUUGCUGCUUGAGAUGCGAGAAAUGUGAGAGGGCUUUCCAUGCUGCUUCGAUUCAAUCCCUGCCGCCUAUGGUGCCAGGGAAAGAAUCGUAUUACUGCUCAUGGGGUUUUUUCCCGCUUGGAUUUGUGCUUGGAAAUGGAGACAAAAGUUCUGCUUCAGAUGGUGGUGGUAAUUCUGCUGCUGCUGCUUCUGGCUCUGCCUUUGUGAAUUGGAUGCCACCGAUGUUCGGCGGAGCGGGGCAGCAGCAAGUUGGUGAAAGAAAUGGUGCUCCUCCACCACCAGCUGCUGCUACCCCAUUUUCAGUAGUAACGCCUGCUGUGCCGCAGUCGACAGUGCCACCAUCCAUUCCAGUGCAAGGGAGUUCGUCUGGAGUGGUAGCAAGGAAACGAGGCAGGCCAAGAAAAAACCCGUUACCGGGGCAAACGUAA